Messenger RNA from Myodes glareolus (Bank vole), 1610 nucleotides. Its product is annotated as DDB1- and CUL4-associated factor 12-like protein 2. Lineage: Eukaryota; Metazoa; Chordata; Mammalia; Rodentia; Cricetidae. Gene Ontology annotation, molecular function: protein binding. The record is from RefSeq and is a predicted model, not a curated record. Gene Ontology annotation, cellular component: Cul4-RING E3 ubiquitin ligase complex.
ACCAUGGCCCCUCAGCAAACAGGUAGCAGGAAACGGAAAGCCGCCGAGGUCGAGGGGGGCGCCGGGAGUUCUUCGUCGCCCGGUCCCGCUUCUGCGGCGGCUGGGACCGGCCACGCGGAGGGGCCAUUGCUGCUGGCCAAGAGGCCGCGGAGGCCCGUGGCUCGCCGUUCCUUGGUGCACUACCUGAAGGGCCGGGCGCUGGGCGACGAGGGCCACCCGGGGCUGGCGGGCUUCAAGGGAGACCUGCGCAGCUAUGGGGUCCUCAGGCUGCCAGAGCUGCUGAGGGAGCGCCAGCUGGCGCUUGGCCCCCUCAACAAGGUGUUCGCGUCGCAGUGGCUAAAUGCCAGGCAGGUGGUGUGUGGCACCAAGUGCAACACACUCUUCGUGGUAGACGUCCAGACUGGCAGAAUUACCCGCAUUCCCCUGAUGCAGGACAGAGGACCUGGACAAACCCGUACCCAACCCACCUGUGGCAUCCACGCCAUCCAGUUGAAUCCCUCCAAGACCCUCUUGGCCACAGGGGGUGAAAACCCCAACAGUCUAGCAGUAUACCAGCUGCCCACCCUAGACCCUGUGUGCUUAGGGGAUCGCAAUGGCCACAAGGACUGGAUCUUCGCCAUUGCAUGGAUGAGUGACACGGUGGCUGUGAGUGGAUCACGGGACGGCACUGUGGCACUCUGGCGGGUUGAUCCUGACAUGUUCAAUGGCAACAUUCCCUGGCACAAUAAUUCAGAGAUUCCACGGUAUUCGCACAUUCGUCCAAGGGACAUGGAGGCCAUUCCCAGGGCCACCACUAACCCAGGUAAUCGCAAAGUGAGAGCCCUUGCAUUCAGUGGCAAAAACCAGGAGCUGGGAGCAGUGUCUCUGGAUGGCUACUUCCACUUGUGGAAAGCCCGAAGCUCCCUGUCCAGGCUCCUGUCCCUAAGGCUGCCCUACUGCAGAGAAAAUGUAUGUCUCACCUAUUGUGACGAGUUGUCCCUCUAUGCUGUGGGAUCCCAGUCUCAUGUUUCAUUCCUGGAUCCAAGACAACGCCAGCAGAAUAUCAAACCCUUGUGUUCCCGAGAGGGAGGCACAGGUGUGCGUUCUCUGAGCUUCUACCAGCACAUUAUUACCGUGGGCACUGGACAUGGUUCCCUGCUCUUUUAUGACAUCCGUGCACAGAAGUUCCUGGAGGAGAGGGCCUCAGCCAGUCCAGACUCUUUUCUUGCGCGCACAGGUAGGAAGCUCAAACUCACCUGUGGCAGAGGCUGGCUCAACCAAGAUGAACUCUGGGUGAACUACUUUGGUGGCACUGAGGAAUUCCCAAAUGCACUCUACACUCACUGCUACAACUGGCCUGAGAUGAAGCUCUUUGUGGGUGGAGGUCCACUCCCUUCAGGCCUCCAUGGCAACUAUGCAGGCCUCUGGAGCUAAAGUCUCUAAGCUCUUGUGAAGGUGCACAGAUUUAUCUUUUAGUUCAGGCUAAUGUUCUUCACAUAUGUUCUUGUGUGUGAUGUAUGCAUGCACACUUCUAAUUGUGUGUGAUUUUAUCUCCAAGGGGACUUACCCAACUUUCUAAUGCUCAGUCACAGAGAGAGGGAAAACAGAAAGGAGAGAGGAGAGAGGAGAGA